Messenger RNA from Arvicanthis niloticus (Nile rat), 2771 nucleotides. RefSeq names its product Wnt ligand secretion mediator (gene Wls). NCBI's taxonomy places the organism in Eukaryota, Metazoa, Chordata, Mammalia, Rodentia, Muridae. Gene Ontology annotation, cellular component: organelle membrane; endomembrane system. The record is from RefSeq and is a predicted model, not a curated record. Gene Ontology annotation, biological process: Wnt signaling pathway; Wnt protein secretion; intracellular protein transport. Gene Ontology annotation, molecular function: Wnt-protein binding.
GAGAGGGAGGGAGGAAGAAAGAGAGGGAGGCGUGUCAUGUGAUCCGCUUCCCUGCUUCUUUAAGCGUCCACUGGCUGCCGGGCGGCCGCAGUCUCAGCUCUGGGCAUCUGGGGAGCCCAAGCGGCUUCGCCCAGGCAUCCGCGCGGGCGCCUGCGGUCUGGGUCCCACCUUCUCUGCUAUCGCACCCUUGAAGUUUUACAGCACCAGGAAAAGAGGGCAAGGAAGAAGGAGAGGGGAAGCGAAAGCAUACCCUAAAACAUUUACUUAAAGGAGAAAAGAAAGGGGGUCGCAGAAAUGGCUGGGGCAAUUAUAGAAAACAUGAGCACCAAGAAGCUCUGCAUUGUUGGAGGGAUUCUUCUGGUUUUCCAAAUCGUUGCCUUUCUGGUGGGAGGCUUGAUCGCUCCAGCACCCACAACAGCAGUGCCCUACAUGGCAAUAAAAUGUGUGGAUGUCCGUAAGAAUCACCAUAAAACAAGAUGGCUGGUGCCUUGGGGACCGAACAAGUGUGACAAGAUCCGUGACAUCGAGGAAGCAAUUCCAAGGGAAAUUGAAGCAAAUGACAUUGUGUUUUCUGUACACAUUCCCCUCCCUUCUAUGGAGAUGAGCCCAUGGUUCCAGUUUAUGCUGUUUAUCCUGCAGCUAGACAUCGCUUUCAAGAUGAACAACCAAAUCAGAGAAAAUGCAGAAGUUUCCAUGGAUGUUUCCCUAGGUUACCGUGAUGAUAUGUUUUCUGAAUGGACUGAAAUGGCCCAUGAAAGAGUACCACGUAAACUCAAAUGUAUUUUUACAUCCCCCAAGACCCCAGAGCACGAAGGUCGUUAUUAUGAAUGUGAUGUCCUUCCUUUCAUGGAAAUUGGGUCAGUGGCUCAUAAGUAUUACCUCCUAAAUAUCCGGCUACCUGUAAAUGAGAAGAAGAAAAUCAAUGUUGGAAUUGGAGAGAUAAAGGACAUUCGAUUAGUGGGAAUCCACCAAAACGGAGGUUUCACUAAGGUAUGGUUUGCUAUGAAGACUUUCCUCACACCCAGCAUCUUCAUCAUUAUGGUGUGGUAUUGGAGGAGGAUCACCAUGAUGUCCCGACCUCCAGUGCUUCUGGAAAAGGUCAUCUUUGCCCUUGGGAUUUCCAUGACCUUUAUCAAUAUCCCUGUGGAAUGGUUUUCCAUUGGAUUUGACUGGACUUGGAUGCUGUUAUUUGGUGACAUCCGACAGGGCAUCUUCUAUGCAAUGCUUCUUUCCUUCUGGAUCAUCUUCUGUGGCGAGCACAUGAUGGAUCAACAUGAACGGAAUCACAUUGCAGGGUAUUGGAAGCAAGUUGGACCAAUCGCUGUUGGCUCUUUCUGCCUCUUCAUAUUUGACAUGUGUGAGAGAGGAGUACAACUCACAAAUCCUUUCUACAGUAUCUGGACUACCGAUGUUGGAACAGAACUGGCUAUGGCUUUCAUCAUUGUGGCAGGUAUCUGCCUCUGCCUCUACUUCCUGUUUCUGUGCUUCAUGGUAUUUCAGGUAUUUAGAAAUAUCAAUGGGAAGCAAUCUAGUCUCCCAGCUAUGAGCAAAGUCCGGAGGCUGCACUAUGAGGGUCUGAUUUUCAGGUUCAAGUUCCUCAUGCUCAUCACUUUGGCUUGUGCUGCUAUGACUGUUAUCUUCUUCAUCGUCAGUCAGGUGACAGAAGGCCAUUGGAAAUGGGGUGGUGUCACAGUUCAAGUGAGCAGUGCUUUCUUCACUGGAAUCUAUGGGAUGUGGAACCUGUAUGUCUUUGCUUUGAUGUUCUUGUAUGCACCAUCCCAUAAGAACUAUGGGGAAGACCAGUCUAAUGGUGACCUGGGUGUCCACAGCGUUGAAGAACUGCAGCUCACUACCACAAUCACCCAUGUAGAUGGACCAACUGAGAUCUACAAGUUGACCCGUAAAGAAGCACAGGAAUAGGAGGCUAUGGCAUUCAUCCUCAGGGCAGGUGAUGAAGCCAACUUGCUGGUGCAUGCUGACUCUCAUGAAUAUGCUUUUGUAUCUUUAUCUCCCAGGAUUGUUUUUAUCCUGACACGUUUACAAGAACAUUUCUGACUUGUAUAAGUUUACUUUUACCAUAUAUUAGUUACUUUUAUAUGUCUGUGAUAAAACACCAUGAGAAAUACAACUUAUAGAAGGAAAGUGUUGUUUGGGUUUAUUUUUCAUGGUGGGGAGGUAGGGAGACAUUUCAGCAAUAUGCAGGCAUGAUAACAGGAACAGAAAAGUGAGGGCUCACAUCUCAACCACAAGCGCAAAGAAGAGAGAAAAACUGGAAGUAGGUUGAGGUUUUAAACUCUUAAAACUGGGCUUCAACAAAAAUACCAACUUUACCUCAGAAUGUUUCCCAAGCAAAUACCCCAACUGUAUUCAAAUAUCAUUUCUCAUGUAAACCACUGCAUUAUCUCUUCUGAGAACUGAAUGGUUUCUUGUUAUAUAGGGAUUUCUUGGUUUGUAACUACAUCAGUAGCCCCUUUUCUGCUGACAUCAGAGGAGUCUUCCAGGGAUGUUUAAACUAUUAUGUGUAAAGAGUUUUCUCUUUUCUCACCAACGCACUUACUCUUAGAAUUAGGAAUGCCCAUUAGUGUUUGUAUCAGGCCUUUCCUUUCUACCUUUCCAUUUUUAUAUUGACUGUCCCUUCCCAUAGCCCCAUGUGCACUCCUUCAUGGUUUCCAGACAGCUUCUCUAUUAUUGCUGAUUAUCUUCAGUUUUCUUUUUCGUUCUCCCAAAGUACUGUGAUAAGAAUACAGUAAUAAUAAAUGUUCUGACUGGAA